This is a messenger RNA of Pyricularia pennisetigena, 273 nucleotides long. RefSeq lists its product as uncharacterized. The record is from RefSeq and is a predicted model, not a curated record. NCBI's taxonomy places the organism in Eukaryota, Fungi, Ascomycota, Sordariomycetes, Magnaporthales, Pyriculariaceae. Bases 1 to 273 code for a protein of 90 amino acids. The transcript has a single exon.
AUGGCAAAAAAGAAGCCUUUUCCAUCGCCCCAGUACGUGCCUGACGCAGGUGGCGACAAAACACGCGAGAGAAGAAUUCUGCCUCCCACCAACCAGCAGUUUUCGCUGAUAUCCCGUAUGGAUUCUCGAACUUGUAAUGCUCCAGGCGUCGUCGGAAGUGUGUUGGCGAGGAGUAAGCGGCUCUCGAAGCGGAGUUCAAACCACCUGGGCAUAGCCCAAGGUUCUAUGGUUUUAUGGCUGAAUAGAAACAGAGGACAAGUAUUUAUUCCGUAA